Molecule: messenger RNA, 6378 nt
Organism: Pteropus alecto (black flying fox)
Lineage: Eukaryota; Metazoa; Chordata; Mammalia; Chiroptera; Pteropodidae
Gene: RBM41
Product: RNA binding motif protein 41
Exons: 8
Coding region: 125-1438 (437 amino acids)
Biological process (GO): mRNA splicing, via spliceosome
Cellular component (GO): U12-type spliceosomal complex
Molecular function (GO): U12 snRNA binding; pre-mRNA intronic binding
Source: RefSeq, a predicted model, not a curated record
CUGCGCUACUACAAUUCCCAGAAUCCCGCACUCCACCACAAUCCCCUGAGUCUGCCGCGCAGAGUCCUGGGACUUGAAGUCCACGGCUUAUUUACACAAGUUGGAGAGAGGGGCCUGCGGAAACAUGAAGAGGGUAAACAGCUGUGUGAAGAGUGAUGAGCAUGUCCUGGAAGAGUUGGAAACAGAAGGGGAGAGGCAGCUGAAAAGCCUCCUUCAGCAUCAACUUGAUACCGCCGUCUCCAUUGAGCAAUGUGUGUCUAAGAAAGAGAGCUUUGCUCCUGGUACUAUGUAUAAGCCCUUUGGGAAGGAAGCAGCGGGGACUAUGACUUUGUCCCAGUUCCAGACACUGCAUGAGAAGGACCAGGAAACAGCUUCUCUCAGGGAACUAGGGCUCAAUGAAACAGAAAUCUUAAUCUGGAAGAGCCAUGUUUCAGGCGAAAAGAGGAUGAGACUGAGGGCAACCCCUGAAGCAAUACAGAACCGUCUUCAAGAUAUUGAAGAAAGGAUCUCAGAGCGUCAGCGCAUCCUUUGCCUGCCACAGAGAUUUGCAAAGAGCAAACAGCUGACCCGGCGAGAAAUGGAAAUAGAAAACUCUUUAUUUCAGGGAGCUGAUCGUCACUCCUUCCUUAAGGCUCUUUAUUACCAAGCAUACCACAAAAAGACAAGUGCAGACAAGUACAUGACCUCAAUGAAGAGGAAGAUAAAAUUAGGCACAAAAGAUGAACCCCAAAAGAAGAACAAAGGUGAUCCCAUGAACAACCUGGAAAGUUUUUACCAAGAGAUGAUAAUGAAAAAACGUCUCGAAGAGUUCCAACUUAUGAGAGGUGAACCCUUUGCUUCCCACUCACUGGUCUCAGCUGCAUCAGUGGGAGAUAGUGGCACAGCUGAGAACCCGUCAUUACUCCAGGACAAGGGAAAACAGGCAGCACAGGGUAAAGGUCCCAGUCUCCAUGUGGCAAAAGUUAUUGAUAAUUCACCUGAGCAGUGUUGGACUGGGCCUAAGAAGCUGACGCAGCCAAUAGAAUUUGUCCCAGAAGAUGAGAUCCAGAGAAAUCGUUUGUCAGAGGAAGAGAUCCGAAAAAUUCCUAUGUUUUCUUCAUAUAAUCCAGGGGAGCCAAACAAGGUGUUAUACCUGAAGAACCUUAGCCCUCGGGUGACAGAAAGAGAUCUUGUCUCAUUGUUUGCUCGGUUCCAGGAGAAAAAAGGACCCCCAAUUCAGUUCCGAAUGAUGACUGGACGAAUGAGGGGUCAGGCUUUCAUCACCUUCCCCAAUAAGGAGAUAGCAUGGCAAGCAUUACAUCUAGUAAAUGGAUAUAAACUACAUGGGAAAAUAUUGGUGAUAGAAUUUGGAAAGAACAAAAAGCAACAGUCCAAUCUCCAGGCUGCUUCUCUUAUGUCAUCUGCUACAGAAAGCACUACAAAAGUCAGUGAUAGCUAGACUAUAUAUACAUUGGAGUCCCAGAAGGUCUUUCUUGCAUCAGAAUCUUGGAUCUAGGAUUUCUGUAUAGAUAGCAUUUUGUUUGGAAUUGAAGAAGAGAAACUUAACUGAAGGAGAAAAAAUAUAAUUAAGAUAAUCCCUUUCAGAUUUUGGAAAGAAUUGGUAGAGAACAUUUUCUAUAAUCAAACACAAUAUAAGACAUACAGUAUGCUGAAUCUGAAGGGUAGGAUAAAAAGAGUUUCAUUUUCUCAGGAUAAAUUACAAAGGAUUAUGUCCAAGGAUUUUUUUAAUCUUUAUAAUUUAUCUGGGGUAUUAAAUAUUUGUCCCUAGAUACAUCUUUUCUAAAACUGCCUCUUAUGUACAGAACUUAAAAACAAAUUAAAUAUUGAAAUAUUCAUUUAUUAAAGUCCAUUUUUCCCUACUUUUAUUCACCUAGUAAAUAAAUGACCAGCACCCCAGGACAAAACAUCAACAAAUGCUGUUAAAUGAGAACUAUCAGCAGUAACAGUGUGUGGUUUCAUAAGUCAGUACACACAUUUAAUUAAUGCUUGCCCAUUAAGUUAUUGGUGUCUUCAAAAGUCAUAUAUUUUUCUAAUGUAAGCAUUUAGAUCUAAAUAUUGAUGUUUUCAUGGUCAUUAAGCUAGCUACCAUUGAGUAAUCAUUGAAUUCAAAGCAAUAAAUAUUGAAUAAGCAUAUAAUAUAUUGUUAGGCAUAUGAAUUUUAGAUGAAGAACAUACUAGCAAAAAUUAUUAAAGGGGGGAUAGGAAGAGAUUGUUCUCUAGAAGAGAGACAGCCAAUCCCAAAUCCCCCAGUUGUUUAUAGUUGCUAGAGAUUAGAUAAUAUGGUACAGAAGAAGUAGUACAAACUUGAGUUACACCUGUUUGAACAUCACAGCCACACUUAACCACUCCAUGACCUUGGCAAGUCUUUUAUAUUCUGAACCUCAGUUUUCUCAUCUAUAAAAUAAGGAUAAUAAAACUACUUACCUCGUUAAGUUGUGAGGAUAAAAUAAGAUCUAGACUGAAGAACAGAAAGAAAAAAAGAAUGAAGGAAAUUGAAGAGCGUAAGACCAUUAAGUACUCCAACAUACUUGUAAUGGGAGUACCAGAAAAAGAGAAGAGAAAGAAAUGAGCAGGAAAAAAAGUAUUUCAAGAAAUAAUGGCUGUAAACAUACCAAAUUUGAUGAGAAACAUUAUCUACACAUCCAAGAAUCUCAACAAACCCCAAGUAGGAUUAGCAAGAAGAAAUCCACAGACAUAAUAAAAAUGCAAAAACCCAAAGACAGAGAAAGUCUUGAAAGCAACAUGAGAAAAAUGAAACAUCACAUUCAAGGGAACCCCAAUAAGAUUAACAGCUGACUUCUCAUCAGAAAAGAUGCAGGUAGCAAUGGGAUAACAUUCAAAGUGCUCAAAGAAAAAAACAAUAUAGAAGCCUACAUUCAAUAAAUCUACUUUUCAAAAAUGGAGAUGAAAUAAAGGCAUUCCUACAUAAUCAAAAACUAGGAGAAUUUGUUGCUGGCAGACCUGACUUAUAGGAAAUAUUAAAGGAUGUUCUUUAGAUGAAAAGCAAGUGACCUCGGACAGUAAUUUGAAUCUACACAUCCAAAAACAUAGCACGGGUAAAGGUAAUUAUGUAAUUAUAAAAGACAAUCUAAAUGCAUUUUUUCUUUCUGAAUUGAUUUAAAAAGCAAGUUUAUAAAACUAUGUAUAUAGUUGCAUUUAGGGGCCUAUAACAUGUAAAACUAAUAUAUUUGCCAAUAACAGGACAAAAGAGGUAGAUGGAAGCAAAACUGUAUUGGCCUGAAGAAGUGACUCCAAAUGGUAACUCAAAUCCACAGGAACGAAUGAAGAAAACAACAAAUAUGAAAUAAGGUUAAUAUUAAAAAGUUAUACACUUGCUAUUCUCUCAGCUUCUUAAAAAGACAAAAUUAAGUAAUAUUUGUAACAAUGUGUUGUUUGGUUUAUAACACGUAGAAAUAUAUAUAACUAUAGUAUAAAGAAGUGGGGAAAGGAAUUGGUUUAUAUAGGAAUAAGGUUUUUAUCUCAUUCGAAUUUAGUUAGUAUACAUCUGAAGCCAGUUCAGUUAAGAUGUGCAUGGUAGGCUUUAGAACAACCACUAAGGAAAUAAUUGAAUAUAUAUAGUGGAAAUAUUAUUAAAGAAAGUAUUACAUUAGGAAAUUUUCAAUAUAAAGCAAUGUAAAAGGAAGAAUGGAGAAACAAAAACCUGAGACCUAUAGAAAACAAACAGUAAAAUGGCAGUUGUAAACACACCUUUGAAUAAUAACAGUGAACAUAAAUGGAUUAAGCAGUGCAAUCAAAAGUCAGAGACUGUCAAACCAGAGGGGAAAAAAUAUAUACCUCUAUACUACAAUAGCAGAAUAUACAUCUUUAAGUGCACAUGAAACAUCUCCAGGAUAGACCAUAAAACAAACCUCAGUAAAUUUAAGUGGACUCAAACCAUGCAAAGUAUGUUCUCUGACCACAUGGAAUGAAGUUACUAAUCAAUGACAGAAAGUUGGAAAAUUAACAAAUAUGAAUUAGACACUUUUUGAAAUGACCAAUGGGUCAAAGAAGAAAUCACAGGAGAAACUAGGAAAUCUUUUGAGGUGAAUGAAAAUGAAGACACAACAACCCAGACUUAUGGGAUGCAUCUAAACCAAUGCUUAGAAAAUUAUAAAUACAAAUGCCUAUAUUUUAUAAAGAUCACAUAUCAAUAACCUCAAUACCUUAAGACCCUGGAAAAACAGGAGCAGACUAAGCCUAGAGCAAGCAGAGGGAAGCACAUUUUUAAACAUAAAUGACAAUAAAAAAAGUCAAUGGAACCAAAGUUGGUUCUAUAAAAAGAUCAAUGAAAAUGACAAACCUUUUACUAGAUUGACUAGGAAAAAAAACCCUCAAAUUAUUAGAAACAAAAGAGGAAAUGUUACUACCAACCUUAUAGAAAUAAAAAAUUCAUGAAGGAACACUAUGAACAACUAUAUGCCAAUAAAUAAAACACAGAAACUAUUGAAACCAAUGGAAAAAAUCUAAAAAGACCUAUAUCAAAUAGGUUAAUUAGUAAUUUUUUAAAAUACCCACAAAAGCCUAGGCUGAAAUGGCUUUUCAGAUAAAUUCUAGCAAACAUUAAAGAAGAAUUAAUACAAAUUCUUACAAACUCUCCCAAAAAGUAAGAGGAAGGAAGACUUCUGAUAUAUGCUACAACAUGGAAAAACCCUGAAGACAUGCUAAAUGAUAUGACAGUGACAAAAGACUGUACAUUAUAUGAUUUCGUUUAUAUGAAGUGUCCAAAAUUGACAAAUAUAUAAAGACAGAAAAUGAAUUACUGGUUGUUUAGGGCUGGAUGUGAUAGCUGAAGUGUAUUAGGUUUCUUUAGAGGUUGAUGAAAAUGAUUAAAUUGUACAACUCAGUGAAUAUACUACAAAUCAUGAUUGUAAACUUUAAAUGGGUAAAUUUCUAUGGUAUGUGAAGUAUAUCUCAAAGUCUCACACACACAAAGAAUUGAAUACAACCCAAAUGUCCAUCAGUAGGAGAAUAGAUGAAUAAAUUAAUGCCAUAUCCAUUUAGUGGAACACUACAGCCACCAAAAUAAUGGGGAAUAUCAACAAAUACAUUCUAACCAUUAUGGUGUCCAGGGUUUUGUAUUAAGUCAAAAAGCAAGAAACAUUGUACAGCUGAUCUUUAAACAACAUGGGUAUGAACUAUGCAGACCCACUUAUACAAAGAUUUUUUUUCGAUAAGUACCUAUACUGUUUUCAGUCCAUGGUUCGGAGUUCAGGGAAGCAGAGGGCCAACUGUAUGCAUUAAUCUAUGCCAUUUUAUAUAAGGGACUUGAGCAUCUGCAGAUUUUGGUAUCUUCGGGGUCCUGGAACAAUCCCCCGUGGAUCCCGAGGGACAACUAAGUUUCCAGGGAGUCAAAAGUUAUAUAUGGAUUUCCAACUGCGUGGGGUUCAGUGCCCCUAACCCCCAUAUUGUUCAAGGGUCAACUGUAUAAUGUGAAUACAUUUUUUAAAAACAUUUGCAUAUAUAUAUGGUAUAUGUAUAUAUAGAUAUUUUUUAAUAAAAUUAGGGAAAAGCUGGGAAAUAUACAUACCAAAUUGUAAACCUUUUAGAGGUGGGAUUGGAUAGGCUGAAAGGGGACUUUUGCUUUAUUAAAUUUUUAAAGUGGUUUGAGGUGAUUUUCAGUAUUUUUUUUUUAACUAAAAUUUUUUUUUUAAAUACUCUGGCAAUGAUGGCUUCCAGAAUAUAUAUCAGGCCUUCUUUUAGGAUAUCUAACUAUACUCAGGACAAACUCCUAUUCUUUUGUUAUACUGAUCACUUAGGAUUAACUCUCCAAUUUUAAAUAUAGUUUAAGGAAUGAGAAGUAAGUUAUCCUGGUAUAACCUCUUGCACGUGUUUCCCAGGGGCAUACUUCUAACCUGGAAUUUUCAGAAGGAAAUUCUUCCUGUUGGGUGGAAAAUCUCACUUCUGCCCUUUACUAGACCUAUGGACCACUAACAAUAGAGGAAAAUUAAAAUGGAGAAUGACUCUCAACUGGUGCAUAGAUAAACUGGUAUAUCCAUACAAUGGAAUCCUACUCAGCAAUAAAAACUAUGAUGAACUGUGAUAUAUGCAACAACCUGGAUGAAUCUCAAAUGCAUUUUGCAAAGUAAAAGACACCAAACUCAAAAUACUACUUACUGUUUGAUUCCAUUUAUAUGAUAUUCUGGAAAAUAAAAUUACAGGGCCAGAGAACAAAUCGGCGGACGUCAGGAGUUAAAAAUGGGAGACUGAUUACAGAGUGGUAGCACAAGAAAUUUGUUUUAAUAAUGGAAAUUUUAUGUAUCUUGAUUAUAGUUAAAUGAGUUAUGCAUUUGUUGAAACUCCUAGAAUUGUAUGCCAAAAGGUAAGUUUUACUGUAUGUAAAUUUUAAAAUAAAUACGAUUUUAAUGGAGGAAAGAAAAA